CUACAGUGCUACAAACAGACAAUUAUCAAAAGUGACUGCGGUAGUGCCAUAGAGAGAAAUAUGGUUAAUUCUAAUUGAGCUUUUCAUGUCUGAAGGAAAAUUUUAUCGGUUUAUUAUAGUUUUUUAAGUUUUUAAUUUCUAGAUAUUGCUUAAGCAGAAUGUCUGCAUCUGCCCAUAAACAUCGUUACAAGAAUUCGGCUCUUGACUCUGUGGAACUCCGACGACGGCGUGAGGAAGAAGGAGUUCAGUUAAGGAAACAGAAACGAGAGCAACAACUUUAUAAAAGACGAAAUGUAAACGUUGCACUGUUACCAGAUGAUUCGGAUCCUUUGCAAUUGGAAGGCGAUAUCAUUUCUCAAUCUGCCCCCGGAAUAACUCGUGCCAUGGUGCAAGAUUUGUAUAGUGAUAAUAUAGAAGACCAAUUAAAUGCCACGCAGAAGUUCAGAAAACUAUUAAGUAGGGAGCCUAAUCCACCGAUUGAUGAAGUUAUACAGACGGGAAUUGUUCCACGUUUUGUACAGUUUCUACAAAAUACAAACAAUUGCACAUUGCAGUUUGAAGCGGCAUGGGCGCUGACAAAUAUUGCUUCUGGUACAUCGCAGCAGACUCGGAUGGUGAUAGAAGAGGGCGCUGUUCCUAUUUUUAUUGCAUUACUUAGUAGUCCUUAUGAUGAUGUUCAAGAACAAGCAGUUUGGGCAUUGGGUAAUAUUGCCGGUGAUUCGCCUGAAUGUCGAGAUCAUGUCUUAGAUUCCGGUAUACUCGUACCACUUUUACAGCUUUUAAGUAAGGAAGGUCGUUUGACAAUGACCAGAAACGCCGUAUGGGCUCUAUCAAAUCUUUGCCGAGGCAAAAAUCCUCCACCUGAGUUUUCUAAAGUUUCUCCAGGUUUACCAGUACUUGCCCGCCUUCUAUUUCAUACAGAUGCAGACAUGCUAUCAGACGCAUGUUGGGCUCUUAGUUACCUUUCUGAUGGACCUAAUGAUAAGAUUCAGGCUGUUAUUGAUGCUGGUGUAUGCAGAAGAUUGGUAGAGCUGCUUAUGCACCAACAACCUAAUGUCGUUUCGGCAGCACUGCGAGCAGUUGGAAAUAUUGUCACUGGCGACGAUGUACAGACUCAAGUAAUUUUAAAUUGUAACGCAUUACCCUGUUUGCUUCAUUUAUUAAGUUCUUCAAAAGAAACUGUCAGGAAGGAAGCAUGCUGGACUAUUAGUAAUAUAACAGCAGGCAAUAGGCAACAAAUUCAAGCGGUUAUAGAUGCUAAUAUAUUCCCAGUUUUAAUCGAAAUAUUAGGUAAAGGUGAAUUUAAAACUCGGAAAGAGGCAGCUUGGGCCAUUACAAACGCGACGAGCGGCGGCACUCCUGAUCAAAUUAGGUAUUUGGUCGAGCAGGGUUGUAUUAGUCCAUUAUGUGAUCUACUUACUGUUAUGGAUGCGAAAAUUGUGCAAGUAGCUUUAAAUGGUUUGGAGAAUAUCUUACGGCUCGGUGAUCAGGAUGCAAAGAAUCAUUCAGGAACAAAUCCUUAUGCAGUACUUAUCGAAGAAUGUUAUGGUAAGUAUUUGGGAGAAGAUAUAUACAGGGUCACUAUUCAAGACGGAACCAAAGCUCUCACGCUGAAACCGUGUUAG
Messenger RNA from Photinus pyralis (common eastern firefly), 1625 nucleotides. RefSeq names its product importin subunit alpha-7-like. Gene Ontology annotation, cellular component: cytoplasm; nucleus; nucleoplasm. The transcript is spliced from 7 exons. NCBI's taxonomy places the organism in Eukaryota, Metazoa, Arthropoda, Insecta, Coleoptera, Lampyridae. Gene Ontology annotation, molecular function: protein binding; nuclear import signal receptor activity. Gene Ontology annotation, biological process: NLS-bearing protein import into nucleus. The record is from RefSeq and is a predicted model, not a curated record. The coding region runs from base 159 to 1625 and encodes 488 amino acids.